UCCUGGGGGGUUCCCAUUGCCCUCCCUGGGGGGCCGCUCGGUGUCGGGGAGCUCGGGGCUGGCAGUGCGGGGCUCCCGGGGAUCUCCUGGGAUCUCUGGGGAUCUCCCGGGAUCUCUCGGGGAUCUCUGGGGGCUCUCCCGGGGGUCUCUGGGGAUCUCCGGGGAUCUCCCGGGGGUCUCUGGGGAUCUCCCAGGAUCUCUCGGGGGUCUCUCAAGGAUCUCCCGGGGGGUCUCUCGAGGAUCUCUCGGGAUCUCCCGGGGGUCUCUCGAGGAUCUCCCGGGGCUCUCCCGGGAUCUCUCGAGGAUCUCCCUGGAUCUCUCAGCCCAGCCGUGCCCUCCCCAGGCCGCACCAUCGCCCCGAAGAAGCUCCGCGUGGUCCAACAGCAGAAGCUGAAGAAGCGCCUGGAGGUCGGGAUCCGGAUGCGGAUCGAGCGGGAGACUGUGCAGCGAGCGCAGGGCAGCCUCCCCAAGAAGCUGGCGCUGGUCACGGCGCCGGCCCCCGCCAAGGACAAAGCCAAGAAGGGCCGCGGCUGAGCCCCACCGGGAAACGACCCCCGAACCCCCCUCCGGUGACCUCCGCCAGGCUCUGGGGGAGUCCGGGCUGUUCUCAGCCCCCACCAUCGUUCUUUAAUAAAAGGGAUUUGCGGGCGGCGGCCCCCCCGCGCCCACAA
This is a messenger RNA of Cyanistes caeruleus (blue tit), 671 nucleotides long. The record is from RefSeq and is a predicted model, not a curated record. Lineage: Eukaryota; Metazoa; Chordata; Aves; Passeriformes; Paridae.